Messenger RNA from Rodentolepis nana, 1857 nucleotides. NCBI's taxonomy places the organism in Eukaryota, Metazoa, Platyhelminthes, Cestoda, Cyclophyllidea, Hymenolepididae. The record is from the annotation of a GenBank genome assembly.
AUGGCUUCCAUUCCACGAUUUAAUGUAACCGGUCGCUAUCGCGAAAGUGAAGAGUCCUCAGUUAAAAAUGGCUCUCGAUUCUUUGCCAGUGGCGAUUCACCUAUUUCAAAUCUUACUCGCACCGACGAUAACAAAAGUCGCCCCAACACUGCUACCUCUCAGUGUUUUAUUGCGCACAAAAGACGCAUCAUAAACCCUCAAGCGAUGCACAACAGACAUUCUCGUCCAUUUAGAAAUCUCCUUCCAAAUUUUCUGCAAAGAUUAAGAUCGGCCGGGGGAAGUUGGGGAAAUGUAGAGAACUCUGGUCGAGCCUCCUCAUCUCGAUCGUCAGCUAUUAGUGGAGACGGAACUAAUUUCACAGACACCAUGAGCAUGUUCUCAGUUCCUGCCUCUUAUUCAGGUGUUUAUUAUGAUCGGGUUGGGGAUGAUUCUGAUGAAUCUGGAUCCUUCCUCACAGUGUCUGAUCUUGAUAGUUAUCGAGAUCAUGCGAAACGUCCGGAUUCUUAUUAUGCGGAGUAUGCUAAUAUUGAGGACUCAAAUAAAGGCAGAAAUGAUGGUGACAAAACACCCACUAACUCUCCUACACCAAAACCGUCACCUAAAAUCGAUAACCUAAAAGUGAAAGAUAGCUCGUUAUCGCCAAAGAAGGUGGCCAGAUUGGAGAGCUUGAGAGAUACUCAUCGACGUAUGAAAACCCUCACUCAGUUCUUCCCCACUUUUGCUCUUGAUCCGCCAUCAGAAACUACUGAGGAGCCCGACGAAGACGCUAAACUCGGAUUUGCCAACAUUCCAGACCAAAUGCAUAGAAAGGCUGUUAAGAAGGGAUUUAAUUUCACUCUAAUGAUUGCUGGUGAAAGCGGUCUAGGCAAGUCAACCUUGGUCAACAGUCUCUUUAUGCAAGAUCUCUACAAGUCCCGUGAACCAUGUGAUGCCAGCGAUAUGAUCAAGAAGGUGACCAAGAUUGAGAAACGUCAGAUUGAACUCGAUGAACGGGGUGUUAAGCUCCGUCUUACUAUCGUUGAUACACCCGGUUUUAAUGAUGCCGUUAAUGCCGAAGACUGCUGGAAACCGAUUGAAGACUAUAUUGAUGGAACAUUUGAACAGUACUUCAAGGAUGAAUGUGGAUUGAACAGAAAAAACAUUCAAGACAACCGAGUGCAUUGCUGUCUUUACUUCAUUUCACCUUAUGGCCAUGGGUGUCUUGGUUUGCUUUUGUUUUGGGUUCAAUGUUUAGCUAAACCAAUCUUUGAGGAACUACACCCCUCUGCUGAUGUACCAGGUUACUCCUAUUCUUCUUCCUAUGUGUUUUUUGAAGAAGUCAGUAGGUUCUGUGUCAAGCGUAUGGGCCUUCGACAGGUGGAUGUUGAGUUCAUGCGUCGAUUGCAGAACAAGGUGAAUAUCGUUCCUGUGAUUGCCAAAGCUGAUGCUCUCACAGCCUCUGAAUUGCGCAACCUCAAGGAACGCAUCAUGUCCGAUUUGGAUCGUUACAAAAUUGACAUCUAUCGUCUCCCCGAGUGCGAUUCUGAUGAGGAGGAGGAAAUCAAGCGACUUGAUAAAGAAAUCAAAGCGAUUCGAAAUCAUCACGUGAGGAGUGAGGCUGAGCACCAAUCAGAAAUUUGUAUAGAUCAUGAUCAUGUGACCAACCAGUCUUCGGUUGGAGUCACUUUUCCCUGUCCUCAAGAGAAGGCUGUUCUUCCAUUUGCUGUUAUUGGUAGCAACUGCGUGAUUGAAGGCGAGGGUGGAAAACGUGUCCGCGGUCGUCAGUAUCCAUGGGGGGUGGUCGAGGUGGAAAACCCUAAACACUGCGAUUUCACCAAACUCCGAAUCUUCCUUCUCAAGCAAGUUUUUAUUUCCUGA